Besnoitia besnoiti is the source of this 1377-nucleotide messenger RNA. RefSeq names its product putative 26S proteasome regulatory subunit 7. Bases 1 to 1377 code for a protein of 458 amino acids. The record is from RefSeq and is a predicted model, not a curated record. The transcript is spliced from 9 exons. Gene Ontology annotation, molecular function: ATP binding; ATP hydrolysis activity; proteasome-activating activity. Gene Ontology annotation, cellular component: proteasome regulatory particle, base subcomplex. Lineage: Eukaryota; Apicomplexa; Conoidasida; Eucoccidiorida; Sarcocystidae. Gene Ontology annotation, biological process: proteasome-mediated ubiquitin-dependent protein catabolic process.
AUGUCCAACGAGAAGAAAAACGAGGCUGAGGCCGGGCAGCCUGCAGCGGCGGAAGCCACUGAGGCGCCUAAGGGCGACAAGAAGAAGGACGACAAGCGGCGGAACUCCAUGGACGAUGAGGAACCGAAGAAGACGAUUCCUCUCGAUGACGCAGACAUCAACAUCCUUAAGUCCUACGGUUUGUCUCCGUACACGUUUGCGAUUAAGCGCGUAGACUCAGACAUCAAGACGCUCACAGAGAAGAUCACGAAGCUCUGCGGAGUGCGCGAGAGCGACACGGGCCUCUGUCCGCCUUCGCAGUGGGACCUGGCGGCAGACAAGCAGCUGAUGCAGGAGCAGCCGCUGCAGGUCGCGCGCUGCACGAAAAUCAUCUACCCUGGAGAUGAGGAACCCAAAUACAUCAUUAACGUGAAGCAAAUCGCGAAAUUCGUCGUCGGACUCGGCGAAAAGGUUGCGGCGAUGGACAUCGAGGAAGGCAUGCGCGUCGGCGUGGACCGAAACAAAUACAAGAUUCAAAUUCCGUUGCCGCCAAAGAUCGACCCCACCGUCACCAUGAUGACAGUCGAAGAGAAACCGGACGUGACUUACAAUGACGUCGGCGGUGCGAAGGAGCAGCUCGAGAAGCUCCGCGAAGUCUUGGAGCUCCCAUUGCUGCACCCAGAGCGCUUCCUCGCCCUCGGUAUCGACCCUCCGAAGGGUGUCCUCCUCUACGGGCCGCCCGGCACCGGAAAGACUCUCACGGCGCGCGCGGUCGCCAAUCGAACAGACGCCUGCUUCAUCUGCGUCAUCGGCUCUGAACUCGUCCAGAAAUACGUCGGUGAAGGCGCCCGCAUGGUUCGCGAGCUCUUUCAGAUGGCGCGGAGUCGCCGCGCGUGCAUCUUGUUUAUCGACGAAGUCGACGCGAUCGGCGGCAGCCGAGGCGGGGAGGGCGAGGGGAACGCGCACGGGGAUCACGAAGUGCAGCGAACGAUGCUCGAAAUCGUCAACCAGCUGGACGGCUUUGAAGCGCGUGGCAACAUCAAGGUGCUGAUGGCGACGAAUCGACCCGACACUCUCGAUCCCGCGCUGCUGCGCCCGGGCCGCCUCGACCGAAAAAUCGAAUUCGGUCUCCCAGAUCUGGAGGGCAGGACGCACAUCUUCAAGAUCCACGCGAAGACGCUGAGCGUCGACCGCAACAUCCGCUACGAGCUCCUUGCGCGCCUCUGCCCCAAUAGCACAGGCGCCGAUAUCCGCUCAGUCUGCACCGAGGCGGGAAUCUUGGCCAUUCGCGCGAGAAAGAAGAGCAUCAGCGAGAAGAACUUCAUCGACGCGAUCAACCGAGUCAUUAAGGGCUACAAGAAGUUCAGUGCCACGGCCAAGUACAUGGUAUACAACUGA